GGCAGUAUACACACACGAAGCACACAACACGAAAGCAACCAUGAAGCUGGUCAUCGCCGUCGUCUGCGCCUUCCUGGCCGUGGCCCUGGCCCGCCCCCAGCAGCAGCCCCAGUACAAGCCGCCCGUGCCCAUCCUGGCCCAGGACUCCCAGUUCAACAUCGACGGCUCCCACACCUCCAGCUUCCAGACCGGUGACGGCCAGAGCCGCUCCGAGCAGGGCGUGCAGAAGCAGCUGGGCCCCAACGACCAGGGCGAGGCUAUCCAGGGCCAGAUCUCGUGGACGGACAACGACGGCGUCGCCCACCAGCUGGCCUACACCGCCGACGAGAACGGCUACCGCCCCAGCGGCGACCUGGUGCCCGCCAUCCCCGUAGCCAUCCAGCGCGCCCUGGAGUGGAACGCGGCGCACCCCGAGGAGGAGGACCCCCGGGACAGCCAGCGGCAGUGAGGCGCCGCCCGACAACCACCCCGACGACCAGCCCAACACAACUCCCAGCCCGCACAGCCCCCGUUACGACCUCCUCGCGGACUCGCAGGACUUCUCCGAGCUGGCCGUGCCGAGGACGCGGAGACGCGAGAAGGCGUGGUCCUUGACCCGUCCGAUAGCACCCUGCCCUUCUUCACGACGCGGCCCGGUCCUUUGUUCCUCUUGAAGGGCCUUGUUAACAAUCUGUGAUCUGUUCCCUGGUUCCCGCCGCGCUCAGAGCAAUAAAAGCACAAACCCCGAGUC
Thrips palmi is the source of this 730-nucleotide messenger RNA. Its product is annotated as endocuticle structural glycoprotein SgAbd-3-like. Lineage: Eukaryota; Metazoa; Arthropoda; Insecta; Thysanoptera; Thripidae. The record is from RefSeq and is a predicted model, not a curated record. Gene Ontology annotation, cellular component: chitin-based extracellular matrix. Bases 41 to 448 code for a protein of 135 amino acids. The transcript is spliced from 3 exons. Gene Ontology annotation, molecular function: structural constituent of chitin-based larval cuticle.